Acanthopagrus latus (yellowfin seabream) is the source of this 3439-nucleotide messenger RNA. It is a transcript of the gene chrnb3a, whose product is annotated as cholinergic receptor nicotinic beta 3 subunit a. Gene Ontology annotation, cellular component: synapse; postsynaptic membrane; neuron projection. Gene Ontology annotation, molecular function: acetylcholine-gated monoatomic cation-selective channel activity; transmembrane signaling receptor activity. Gene Ontology annotation, biological process: regulation of membrane potential; nervous system process; signal transduction. Lineage: Eukaryota; Metazoa; Chordata; Actinopteri; Spariformes; Sparidae. Bases 1621 to 3039 code for a protein of 472 amino acids. The transcript has 8 exons. The record is from RefSeq and is a predicted model, not a curated record.
AACAAAAGACUUGUGAUGACCUGGGUGACUGAGAACCUUCCUCAACAAAACAAAAGGGGUUGUUGUCAUUGUUAAAGCAAAGUUAUGUAAAGUAAAUGCUUCAGAAUCAUUUUGACGGUACAGUGUAAUAGGGUGAAUGGUGUCCGCAUGUAACUUCAGCGAGCGCGUAGGAUCACAGCCUUACAUACAUGUUAACUUCAAGAAACACAUUUUCAACAUAUAACGUUGUGAUGACAUAAAGAGUUUUGUCUGACGAAUGGUUACAGACCAGGGAUUUCUAUUUACGACACUGGUGUUGCAGUCAGGAAACUGUGGGGGGCGCCAAAUUGCACGAAAUGCCAAUUUCUACAUAAUGUUGCUUUCAACAACCACCACUGCUGAUGAACAUAUCUAUCUAUGUGACUGAGGGGGAAAUGUUACGGGACGAGGUAAUGUAUUAAAGCCUCUGUCGUACACGGAAGUUAUAUUGCUGGGUGACGAAAUGAAGCGCACCGUUACCUUGAAUGAAAAAAAAAAAAAAAAAAGAUUCCUCUGGAUUCAAGCAUCGUUGGAAACAUUUGGGAUCACGUAAGUACACCGCUCGACAAAACAUUUAUUUUCAGACAGUUUUAGGCAGAUACGUUACACAUUGUAUCUUUAACAGUGGCUGAGGAAGUCUUCAUUCUGUUGAUCUUCAGCGGUGUUACGUGUCAUCUUGCUGCAGUUGUGACAGAGCGUAGUUCUCCCCACCUCUGACCACACCACCACACCUUCUUUCUUCCACACCAUCAGUGAUGCUAAGCCAGAAGUGACACACACCUGACACUUUUAAAAUGCCUUUUAACCCGCUGCCAGAUUAAUCUUUGAAUAUACACCGAGAAGUUUUAGGUCGAUGUGGCAAGUUCUUUCUUCGCUUCUUGAUUCAUUUGCAUCACCCGCAUUAGAACAGCAUCCAGAUUACUGUGAAAUACUUAAAUAUGAGGUGUUGUUUAUCGUUUGACACCUAAAUGAAAUCUACCAAAUGCACAUAACCAGAGUGAACUUACUGACUGUUGUUAUCAUCACUGAGAGAUGUAGUAUAGUGUGUAGCCUUCAUAAAAUAACAAUUGCCAUGUGUAUUCAUCCAAGUUUGUAUUUUGACCUUUAUCAGACCUUUAUUUGACCUCUAUCUAUCUAUCUAUCUAUCUAUCUAUCUAUCUAUCUAUCUAUCUAUCUAUCUAUCUAUCCCUCUCUGAAUGUGGACCGCAUCUGUCCUCCCUCCAUCUUCUCCAUCCUCUAUCGGGCCAGCCCUCCUCCGUCCCGCCCUCAGCACCGGCUCCGCUCCGGCAUCGUCCAUCUCGGCACCGGGACACACACACACACACACACACACACACACACACACACACACGGGAAGCGGCGCAGGCGACACAACUGGAGGAAUUAAAGCAGGACUGAAGGGACCGAAGCUGCGUCUGUUCCCUCACAUCGUGUUGUACAAAGCCACCAACACGCGUCCGUCCUUCAUCAUUCAGCCCGGACACCUCGGCGGUGACGCUCCGGAGGUCCCGCUCGGCUGCUGAAGUGAGGAGCGGGCAGGAAAAUGAGCUGAUCCUCGCUGUGGACACAUCCAGUCGGUGCUGCUGAGGAUCCGGAGAGAGCAUGAAGUUUGCGGUUGCGGUUUUGUGGUUCUCCCUGGCUGUCGGGAAGGCUACUACGCAAGCUCAAGAAGACUUUGUGUCGCUGGCUGAGAUGGAGGAUUCUCUGUUGAGGAACCUGUUCAAGGGUUACCAGAAGUGGGUGCGGCCCGUCCAGCACGCCAACGACACCAUCACUGUGCGCUUUGGGCUCAAGAUCUCGCAGCUGGUUGACGUGGAUGAAAAGAACCAGCUGAUGACUACAAACGUCUGGCUCUGGCAGGAGUGGGUUGAUGUGAAGCUGAAGUGGAACCCAGAUGACUAUGGAGGCAUUACCUCCAUCAGAGUGCCUUCGGAGACGAUAUGGCUGCCUGACAUCGUCCUGUAUGAGAAUGCGGACGGCCGUUUUGAGGGUUCCCUGAUGACAAAAGCCAUUGUGCGCUGGGAUGGCACCAUAACAUGGACUCCGCCCGCCAGCUACAAGUCCUCCUGCACCAUGGACGUCACCUUCUUCCCCUUCGACCGACAGAACUGCUCCAUGAAGUUCGGCUCCUGGACCUACGAUGGAAACAUGGUCGACCUGGUCCUGGUGGAUCACUACGUGGACCGUAAGGACUUCUUUGAUAAUGGAGAGUGGGAGAUCCUCAAUGCCACAGGAGUGAAGGGCAGCAGGAGGGACGGGGUGUACUGGUACCCGUUUGUCACCUACUCCUUCAUCCUCAAGAGACUCCCCUUGUUCUACACCCUGUUCCUCAUCAUCCCAUGCCUCGGCCUCUCCUUUCUGACCGUGCUGGUGUUUUAUUUGCCAUCCGAUGAAGGAGAGAAGCUGUCACUUUCCACAUCAGUGCUGGUGUCGCUCACUGUGUUCCUCCUGGUCAUAGAAGAAAUCAUCCCUUCGUCCUCAAAGGUGAUCCCGCUGAUCGGAGAAUACCUGCUCUUCAUCAUGAUCUUUGUCACUUUCUCCAUCAUUGUUACCGUCUUUGUCAUUAAUGUCCACCACCGUUCCUCUGCUACUUACCACCCCAUGGCCCCCUGGGUAAAGAGCCUCUUCCUUCAGAGACUGCCCAGACUGCUGUGUAUGAGGGGACACACUGACAGAUACCACUUUCCAGAUAUGGAGAUGCGCAGCCCAGAGCUGAAGACCCGUAAAGGUGUGGGGAGGAGGGGGGUUCCCGGCUACAGUGGCCAGCAGAGAGGCCCCCUCGCAGGGAAGGAGGACGAGAGCCAAGCCUGGCUGGCCAUGCUGGAGAAAGCCACAAACUCAGUCCGCUACAUCAGCCGUCACAUCAAAAAGGAGCACUUCAUACGAGAGGUUGUUCAAGACUGGAAGUUCGUGGCUCAGGUGCUGGACAGGAUUUUCCUGUGGGCCUUCCUCACGGUGUCAAUACUGGGAACUGUCUUAAUCUUCACCCCGGCUCUGCAGAUGUACCUCAGCACACCUUGACGAACACACACAUAUACUCUCCAACGGCACAGUCUUGUUUUCUAGUAUGUCUUCAACUAUGAUUUAUUGAUAACACUGUAUAUUUCUACUGCAGAAUCAAACUUUUACCUCCCUACAGUUUGGUCUACACCUGCAGCCUGUAAUGACUACUGGAAACUGUAAUGUUUGAGAUGCAACCUGUCAUUCAUGUGCAUGCACAGCAGUGCAGAGGAGUGCGAGCAAUAAGCAGGUUAUAGUAGCGUGUAUGAUUUGAAUAUCCAUGUUUGUGUAACUUUAACUUUGUAAUUAUACAUGCACACAACAGGCACAAUGAAUAAUGAGUUCUGUGUGUCACAUGCACCAUGUUUUGUCAAGCCAUCUGUUCUCUACUGUCAGUGCUGUAAUUAUGACGAUAAAUAAA